AUGGAUGAUGCCGAGGAUAAGAAGUGGCCUGAAGCAGUUGAGAGACAUUUUAUUGAUAUCUUGUUAGAAGAGGAUGCUAAAGGGAAUAUGCCCCAAGGCCAAUUCAAGUCUGGAACUUGGACAACAGUUGUCAAUGAGUUUAACAAGCGUGCGUCUAAAAGUUACACCAAGGCACAACUUACACAAAAAUAUCAACGACUGAAACAGAGACACCGCACAUUCUCCCAGCUCAUCGCACGUACAGGAAUGGGAUGGGACCCCAUUUCAAAUACGGUGACGGCCAGUGACGAUGCUUGGGCUACUGCAUUUGUGGUCAAUCAUAGAUUCAAGGAGUUCAAGAGAAAGGGGAUGAGACACUAUGAGCUAUUGGGCACUCUUUUCAAUUCAAACACAGCCACGGGUUUCCUCCAAAUGUCAUCUGCCCAACCAGCUCCCAAUAGUGAUGAAGAGAGAGAACUUGAUGCAGCCUUUCUAUCUAAGAGGGUACAUGUCAAUGUCAGCAUCGAUGGUUUGGAUGACGUGGAGGAGUUGCCCACACCGAGUGAAGCCCAAAGCCGGAGGCAAGCUGAAAAGCGGCCAGCUGAACCGUCUCAUUCAAGUGGAAAAAGGAAGAAAGGGCACUCCCUUGAAUCCAUGACUGAGGCAAUAUGGGGUUUUACUGACAUGAGGAAUCGUCGGGGGAAAAAGUCCAUCGACACUGGAGACUCUACUGUGGGGGCUGACCCUGAGUCAAUUACAGCAGCUGUAACUCUUCUGAACCAGCACACCGAUGUCGAUCAUGUCACGUAUUGCAAGGUCGUGCAGGAGCUUCAUAACGCCAAGAGUAGAGCUGCUUUUUUUGCCAUGACGGUUGAUAGAAGAAGGGCCUGGAUUGAGUUUAUUGGGGGUGGAUUGCAGUAUGAGAGAGCCACGUCUGUUAUAAUUGAUCCAGGUCUAUAUAGCUUGCAUAAAUCAGGUGCAUUUUGGGUCUCAAAGCAAAGGAGUGUACCAUCUGCAUAUACGGUUAAGGAGGAAGUCAGGUGUGAUUCAGUUAUGACCAACACCGAUUCAGAUCGUGAUUCAGGCAUGGCUGAGUCCGAUUCAGAUGAGUACGAUAGUGAGGUGGAGCUCGAGAUUGCCACAGCCUACGUUCAGCUGUGUAUAGAGUACGUGUAA
This is a messenger RNA of Quercus lobata, 1155 nucleotides long. RefSeq lists its product as uncharacterized. The transcript is spliced from 5 exons. The record is from RefSeq and is a predicted model, not a curated record. NCBI's taxonomy places the organism in Eukaryota, Viridiplantae, Streptophyta, Magnoliopsida, Fagales, Fagaceae. Bases 1 to 1155 code for a protein of 384 amino acids.